Molecule: messenger RNA, 909 nt
Organism: Ornithodoros turicata
Lineage: Eukaryota; Metazoa; Arthropoda; Arachnida; Ixodida; Argasidae
Exons: 4
Coding region: 1-795 (264 amino acids)
Molecular function (GO): nucleic acid binding
Source: RefSeq, a predicted model, not a curated record
AUGAAGCAGGCGGGGCUAACCAUCAACCCCCGCAAGGUGCAGCUGGCACCGCCUAGGAUCAGCCUCCUCGGCUACAUGGUGGACGGAGGAGCAAUCAGUCCUAGCGAUGACAAGCUAAAGGCGAUCAUGGAUCAGCUCCACCGUGAUUGGGAUCUUCGUCUGGCUGAACUCGCGUUCGCUACACGGACAACAGUGAACAGAUCCACAGGCUUCACCCCGGCGUUCCUGAACUUCGGAGGAGAGGCACCUUUUCCAGUGGAGAAUGCUCUACGCCUCCGGGAUGGCAGUACCCGGCCUCUUUAUAGGUUUGCUGAGGACCUCCGGAGUCGACUGGACGUUGCAGCACGGACGGCUCGGGAGAAUCUGGACGUCGAACGGUUGGACCAGGCUCGUCAGUACAACCGAGGACGACGGAAUCUCACCUACAGCGUCGGUGAACUCGUCCUUCGACGGACUCACCCGCAAGUGAUGCCGCACGCGGCUUUGCAGCUUCGCUCGCAGAUAGGUGGGAUGGCCCCUUCGAGGCGAAGAAACGGGGCCAGUACAUAUCUCGGACCUGAAGACUUACCACCUCCGAGACCCCGAGGGCGAAGAAGCAGAUGGUCAGCUUCCUCCUCAAGACCUGGACCAGGAUCCCGCUCCCCAACCUUCCAGUCGCAACAGUUUGCGUCCCCGCAGGCGACGCACGUAGCUGCCACUAUCUCCAUCGCUAGAACCUGUAUGUCUCAGCAAGCAAAGAGGUCAGGAGACGGACAGUUCCGGCGACCCGUUCCCAACCACCAGGCCCAGCUAUGACAAGCCAGCGGCGUUUCCAUUCGGUCGCGACGUGGACCGUAGUCUCCGAAAACAAGCCGAUCUCCUGGGUCUCCCGGUCGAAGUGGUUCUCUCAGGCCAGACCUCUUCGCGGCA